UUUUAAAAAGUACCUGUGUGAACUAAUACAGUUAUUACUUUGCUGGGAGUAUUGUGCAUUGACCAAGCAAGAUGGCAGGGUGUCGGCCUAAGUUGCGUGUCCUACUCUUCCUUACCUGCGUUGUAGUACUCACAGUGACCAUGUCCACAUCGCCAGCACAGGCAGAGGAUGCCACUCUGAUUAUCCCAGGCGAUCCGAGCGCCGCCGCCCCCUACUGUGACCUCGUGGAGGCUGUUCUGGCAAAGUUCUCUCUCGCUAAUAUCUUUCCGGAUGAUAAUGGCUUUUUGCGACGCGUGGCAUAUGCAGAAUCGGCUGGAACAAUUUCCCCCACGGUCGGUCAAGGAGGUCACGGACCAUGGGCUGCCAAGAGGUUUAUGCUGAACAUCACCCAGACAACGGAUAACACAUCGAGUGAUUUCCAAGCAGUCGACCCUCUUCGUCAAGCCAUUCUGAGCAGCACCGCGUUUCGAAAUGGAGUUGGUGGCUUUCUCGACUGGCAGCAGGUUCCGUUCGAGCUUUUGCAGAUUCCUCUUCUGUCAGCACUGGCAGUACGCCUGUAUCUACACAUCCUCAUCUCGCGAGACGCCAGCCUUUCCGCCGUGCCUCUUCGCUUGGAUUCACAGGCAACUCUAUGGGCGAAGAACUUCGCGGAGCAAACAGACAAGGACCUGUCCAGUGCAGACGAAGACAGGCGUGCUCAACUGUUCGUUAAUCGCACACGCCAAUUUGAUGACGAAUGUGCUUGCAACGCAAAUGUUGAUAUGUCCUUCGUCCUGGAUAUGUCUGGCAGCGUUCGCCGAACUGGAUUUGCGCAAUCUACAGCGUUUGCAGCAGCCAUUGCUUCCAGUUUCAACGUAGGCCCCAAUGCCACUCGCAUUGGUCUGGUGACAUUCUCCACAAACCCAGUACUGAACUUUCCCCUGGAUCAUUACAAUACGACUGACAGUGUGGCAGACGCUAUCAGGAACGCAAGAUACCUUGGCGGCCGCACCAGGACUGCACGCGCAAUCUCCGCCAUGAUCAAGUACGUGUUUAUGCUGAACAAUACUGUGACAAGCACCAGCCCAGCGGUGGCUGUAACCACUGCAACGCCCACCACUACACCAGCCGAAACAACGACAGCACCAGCGACAACUGUGCCACCAUUUUUCGACCAACUGCCCGACUUCCCUGGCGGUGGAGGUGUUCCAUCGAUGCCCGGACUACCCACCAGCAGUGAGCCUCCCGUCACCAGCACGGAUGCUGUGCCAACGGUGGCACCGAUUUACGUCCAGCCUCGCGUUGGUAUUGUCAUCACGGACGGGAAAUCUAUGGAUAACGUCCUGCCUGUUUCGCAACUCGCGCACAACCUUGGCAUCACCAUGUUUGCCAUUGGUGUAGGCAAUAUCAAUCAGCAGGAGUUGGAGGAGAUCGCAUCAGACCCAGACGAAGCACACGUGUACAAGGUGAACGAUUUCUCCGUCAUUGAGAACAUCAGGACAAGCAUUCGCGAGAGGACUUGCAGAUCUCCUGCUCCCGUUGACCUGGAACAGCCUGUCGGUGGAAGUCUGACGGAAAACGAAACCCAGUUUGUCACUGUCCCCAUCCCGCCAGAGGACCCUGCAGUUACUACGGUGACCAUCACCUCGCAAACAGGUGAUCUCGGCUUCUUCGCUUCAUUCAGCUUUCCCAAUCCGAAUGCAGCGCUGAAUGAUGCCAGCGGGGAGGUGCUUAGUGGCCAGACAGCUCACUUCCUGGUGACAGACGAGCAAGCGAUUGAGAAUUCAGCUGCCAGUGCAGGGCGAAGGCGGCGCCGCCGAGACACGGCGUCAUCGGAUAAAGCAAGGCAGCUGUACAUAUCCAUUGUGGCCAGGUCGGACACUGCUCAGUUCUUGAUGCAGGCUCAGUCAGGUAAUGUGAUCCCGACCACAGCUACGGAACCUGCACCCACAGUCAUGCACCGGGAUACCGAGCAAUCAUUCGGCUCUACUGGCGCCCAUUUGCCCACGUUGAGCAUCUUCACCUUGAUCAUGUGUGCAGUUGCUGUGCACUUAGCCGGUAACAGUGCCAAAGGAGGACUAACCAGCGCUCAGCGUCUUGAACAGGAACAGCAGCGGGAUCUGAUCAUGUCUUCCAAACAUCGCGACUCUCGCUUGGCGCCAUUGAUCAUACCAGUAGUUCUUCUGGCCGCAGCCUGCAUGCCGUCACAAGCAGAAGAUGCUACCCUGAUCAUCCCGGGGCCUGGCGAUGAGACCCAGGUUCCGUACUGUGACAUUGUGGAGGCUGUUCUGGCUAAGUUCUCUCUGUCCAACAUCUUUCCCAAUGACAAUGGCUUCAUGCGACGUGUGGCGUAUACGGAAUCGGCUGGAACAAUUUCCGCCACGGUCGGUCAAGGAGGUCAUGGGCCAUGGGCUGCCAAGAAAUUUAUGCUGGAAAUCACUCAAACAACGAAUACCACGUUGAGCGAUUUCAAAGCAGUCGACCCUCUUCGUCGAGCCAUUUUGAACAGCACUGUGUUCCGAAAUGAAGUUGGUGGUUAUCUCGACUGGCAGCAGAUUCCGUUUGAACUUCUAAAGAUUCCUCUUCUGUCAGCGGUGGCUGUUCGCCUGUACCUCCACGUUCUGGUUAGCAGAGACCCAACCCUGCUCGCUGUGCCACUACGUCUGGACACGCAGGCGGCGCUAUGGGCCAAGGACUUCACGGAUACGAUGCCUUCGAGCACUGGCCUGGACGAGCGUGCAAGCAUGUACAUCAACAACACGAGGAAGUUCGAUGACCAAUGCGCUUGCCAUUCUGAUGUUGACAUGGCAUUCGUCAUCGACAUGUCGGGAAGCGUACGGGCAGCUAACUUCAAAUUAGCGACGGGGUUUGCAGCAGAUAUUGCAGCCAGUUUUGAUAUCAACCCCAAUGGCAGCCGUGUAGCACUGAUUACAUACUCUACCUCGUAUACUAUCAACUUUGACUUUGACAAGUAUGGCACUGCACAGAGUGCUGCUGCUGCUCUCCGAGCUGCUCCUUACACAGGCGGCUAUACACGCACGGGAAAAGCAAUAACAGCCAUGACCAAACAGCUGUUUAUGCUGAACAUCACAAAGCCUACCACUGCAGCACCGACAACAAUGGCCGCCACGACAUCAACCACUGAACAGGCCAGCGACCCAGGUAGUCCGGGGGCUGGAGAGGGAGGCGGUGGUGCAUUUAUACCAACACCUCCACCAGAGCUCUCAACGCAGAAUCCAACUGUGGCCACCACACCUGUUAGAAUACAGCCCCGCGUGGGCAUCGUGCUUACAGACGGAAAAUCGCACGAUGAUGUUGGGCCACCAGCAACGCUUGCGCACGGCUUUGGUAUCACACUCUUCGCUAUUGGCAUAGGAAAUUACGACCAAACGGAACUGGAACAAAUCGCGUCUGAUCCAGAUGAGGCUCACGUCUUCACCAUCAGCGACUACCGCAUCAUUGACAACAUUCGAACAAGCAUCCGUGAACGCACAUGCAGAACCCCCGCGCCAGCGACAUUCGAAGAGCCUAUUGGCGGCACGCUGAAGGAGAAUGAAACACAGUUCAUUGUAACGCCACUACCCGAGGGAGAGCCUCCAGUCGUCACGGUUACACUCACAUCACAAGAAGGUGACCUGGGUUUCUUCGCAUCCUUCAGCUUCCCAAACCCUAAUGCAGCCCUGAACGAUGCCAGUGGCAUCGUUCCAAGUGGGGAGACAGGUUACUUUCUAGCUAAGGAUGACAGUGGCAUCAAUGUCAGGGAGAGCCGCCGGCGGCGACGUCGUAGCUCUGCUGGUGACACGGUCAUAGGCGGCCAGGUGCUGUACAUGUCGGUGGUAGCCAAGUCGGACAACGCACGCUUUGUUCUGAGAACGCAGUCGGGAGAUCUCGUUCCCACGCAAAAGCCACAGUUUUCCGGUGCCGUCCCACUGCGCAGCACGUUGUUCGGUGGCCUGCUGCCUAUGCUCAUCACCGCAGUCUGGCUGCUAGUCUAACAUGACACCGACAUUGUUCACACACCGACGACGUUAGUCUUUACAGUUUUCUUUGUUAGACAAUCCUCCGAAAGCAAAUGGAUGCGUAUCUAGAGUUGUCAUUGCGAAAAAUAUAUAUAUUCUCCUGGUGGUCACUACUAAAUGUACUACUACUACUACUACUACUACUACUACUACCGGUACUACUUAUCAUGUGCGUUCAAGGGAACUCACGACGGCUGCCAGUAAACCCAUUGCCUCUGUAUCUUGAACGAUAUUUUUAUCAUAUUAUUUUCUCUCUGCAAGGUGUUGUAUCUCCCAUUA
Molecule: messenger RNA, 4277 nt
Organism: Sycon ciliatum
Lineage: Eukaryota; Metazoa; Porifera; Calcarea; Leucosolenida; Sycettidae
Exons: 6
Coding region: 72-3974 (1300 amino acids)
Source: RefSeq, a predicted model, not a curated record